Medioppia subpectinata is the source of this 1490-nucleotide messenger RNA. Lineage: Eukaryota; Metazoa; Arthropoda; Arachnida; Sarcoptiformes; Oppiidae. The record is from the annotation of a GenBank genome assembly.
GUGAUUUCAAUCGCAGACACGAUAACACUUCCCACCGAACCGCUGGUGCGGCCCAUAGUUGUGACCUUUGAGAGGACGACCAGUCGGUGACCACUCGUGUGAUGUAUAUAUUCAAAGAGGACGAAGAGGUGGUGGCCGUCGACCCCCGGGAACAGGCCUUUCAUAACGUGAUUCGAGAACACCUGAUAUUCUUCAUUCUACUCAUUAUACUGUACAGCAGUUCCUAUGCUAUUAUCGCCAGUUAUAGACGCCGUCGGGAAGAGUUAUUCAUCGACGAAGAGGACGGACUCGUGUAUCGUAUAUCCCUCUGGAUGUGCACCUUCUCGCUGGCCGUCUCUAUUGGAACCGCUCUUCUGCUGCCGUUCUCGAUCGUCACCAACGAAGUGAUUAUCUUAUAUCCGGACAGUUAUUACAUCCAAUGGCUGAACGACUCGCUGAUCCACAGUUUGUGGUCGUAUGUGUUUGUGUUCUCAAACAUAUCACUGUUUAUACUCUUGCCGUUCGCCUACUUCUUCACCGAAUCCGAGGGCUUCAGCGGUUCCCGCAAAGGCAUUAUGAACAGAGUGUACGAGACAUUCAUACUGUUGGCGCUGUUGUCGGUUCUGGUGCUGGGAAUCAUGUAUUUGGUGUGCGCUCUGACGGGCAUUACCGCCGAUGGCAUCGGCUCUAUCAGCCGACUGUUCACUCUCUGGCAUUACCUGCCAUUCCUCUACUCUUGUGUCUCGUUCUUCGGCGUUGUGCUACUCCUGGUCUGCACGCCGUUAGGAAUCGUCAAUCUGUUCACAGUGUUGGGCGAAGUGAUCACUAAACCACACGUUCUUCGCAAUACUCAGGAGGAAUACGAGGAGACAAAACUCGAAGAGCUGUGUCUCCGGCGACGCAUCGACUGCCAUAAGACAGACUCACAGCCAAAGUCGCCCUCGAAGUCGCGGUCGAUGCCGUCGUUGAGCGCACUCCUGGCCACCAAUGAUCAACACUACUCCUCUUCGGCCACAAAAUAUUCGCCGCUAAUAACGGCCACAGAAAACAACACAAACAGUACGACAACGAGCGGUGGCCUCACGUAUCGGCCCAAUCCUUCGGCCGCCUUCGAGUACAUCGACAGCCAGAAGAUUAUGAACCGCAAGAACAGUGGUUCCACUUUACACGACAUGGAGUUGUCGUUAACGCAAUUGGAAUCGUUUCGGAAGUCACUGGAGAAGAAGCUGCGCGUGGGUUGGCUCAGGCGUAACCUCGGCUACCCGUUGGCGAUGUUGGCGCUCAUGUGUCUGACAGCUGUGGCCGCUCUGAACGUCGUCCAGAAUACUCUGGAACUACUGGUGGGCAUCAAAGCCCUCCCACUCUCAACCACUCAACACUUUGUGCUGGGAAUCGCCUCUCUGUCCAAAAUGGGACCGAUCGGCGCCGGCGUCGAGAUUGUGCUCAUUCUGUACUUGUGGUGCGCCUCAGUUGUCGGCCUCUAUCGGGUCCCACUCAUCGGCAAAGAGUAA